AUGUCAUUCACUAUCGGUGUCACCGGAGCCAAUGGCUACCUAGGCUCGAAAACUAUCCAAGCUCUUCUCAACCAUUCUCUCGUUCCCGCCUCAUCGAUCAUUGCCAUCUGUCGCGACCCUUCUAAGGCUUCAGAAGCAUCAUCAAGAGGAGUCGACGUUCGACAAGCCGACUUCAAAGACACGCCAUCCCUCGCAAAGGCAUUCAAAGGCGUCCACAACCUCUUCAUCGUCUCGCCCAAUGUCCUUGGAGACGAAGGAAAGCAGCUCACGACCAAUGCAAUUGCCGCAGCAAAAGCCGUCGGAGUCAAGAAGAUCUUUUACACUUCUCAUACUGGCGCAAGGGAGCACACUGAAUUCGUACCUGGAUCUCAGCACUACCACGUGGAGCAGAAACUGAAGCAGAGUGGACUCGAAUGGACUUCGCUCCGAAAUGGAUUCUACCUGUCUGGCACGGAUUACCUUUAUGGUAAACCUAUCGAGUCGGGAUCGAUCACUGCACCUGAGGAUGGCAAAGUCUCUUGGGUCGAUCGUCUGGAUCUUGCCGAGGCCAGCGCUCGGAUCUUGGCUGAACAGUACGAUACCAAGGGAGUAGAGUACCUCGAUCUCGUCAAUGCAAAGAGCUGGGACAUGGCUGAAGCCGCCGAGAUCCUGUCGAAAAUCACCGGAAAAGAAAUCAAACGAAAUGUGGUUCAAGACAAGACCUUUGUCGACUCAUUUGUCGCCAACGGGAUUCCAGAGCCCAUGGCUAAAAUGUUCUCCGGCACGGUCAAAGCCAUGCACAAUGGCGACUUUGCGAAAACGGAUGGCGUAUUGGAGCAGAUCAUCGGAAGAAAGCCCAAGACCUUGGACGAGUAUCUUGAGGAGAAGAGGGAUAAGACUGUUAUGUAA
This is a messenger RNA of Kockovaella imperatae, 888 nucleotides long. Its product is annotated as NmrA family protein. The coding region runs from base 1 to 888 and encodes 295 amino acids. NCBI's taxonomy places the organism in Eukaryota, Fungi, Basidiomycota, Tremellomycetes, Tremellales, Cuniculitremaceae. The transcript has 2 exons. The record is from RefSeq and is a predicted model, not a curated record.